Messenger RNA from Maudiozyma saulgeensis, 639 nucleotides. NCBI's taxonomy places the organism in Eukaryota, Fungi, Ascomycota, Saccharomycetes, Saccharomycetales, Saccharomycetaceae. The record is from the annotation of a GenBank genome assembly.
AUGUCAAAUAAGUCAUUAAUUAACAAAGGUAUUUCCCGUUUUCGUCCUGCACAAUGGUUACAAAAGAAAGGACUCGCUCCUCAUGUAUAUUUAUUUCGUAAUUUAGAGAAAGGUCAAGUGGUUUAUUCUCAAAUGCCAUUGGUUUCUCAAAGACAGAUCGAUCCAUUGUUUUUAAGACCUAACUGGGAUAAUAAGAAACCUUCCACGAGGAGAGAUUUAUGGAAAUGUAUGGCUGUAGUACGCGUACCGUCACAUUUAGCUGCAGUACAACUAUUUCAAAAUUUAAGUAGAUUAAGAUAUAUGAGAGAUGUAUUGUAUUCUCGAGAGAAUGAUAAGUUAAGAAUGAAGAAUGACAUGGGUAGAGUGUGGCAUAGUGGUCAUUUUAGACCAGGGUUUGCUCAAGAGGCAGUCGCUGAUUUAAAAGAAUCCUUAUUAAAAUUAGAUGAUAACUCAGGAGGAGAAGCUACAAUUUUUUGGGAAGAUCCCUGGAGAAUGGGUGAUUUGGAGAAAUAUUGGACUAAAGAACUUCCUAGUGUGAAACAUGAAAUGAUUGAUCGUAAUUGUAACGUCGCUAGAGAGGAGAGUCAAAUCUUAAAAGAAUUAGCACAACAAACUUUAGAAUCCAUGGAGAAACCUUAA